This is a messenger RNA of Cannabis sativa, 1167 nucleotides long. RefSeq lists its product as uncharacterized. Lineage: Eukaryota; Viridiplantae; Streptophyta; Magnoliopsida; Rosales; Cannabaceae. The coding region runs from base 1 to 1167 and encodes 388 amino acids. The transcript has 2 exons. The record is from RefSeq and is a predicted model, not a curated record.
AUGAGAACUCUAGAAAAUCAAGUUGGGCAACUAGCUAAUGAGCUUCGAAAUAGGCCACAAGGUACUUUGCCUAGUGAUACUGAAAAUCCAAGAAGAGAUGGAAAGGAGCAUUGCAAGGCGCUAAUCUUGAGGAGUGAAAAUGCUACAGCAAUUCCUCAUCAAAAUGCAGCAGAAAAGUUACUUAGCAAGCCACCCCCACCAUUUCCUCAAAGAUUUAAAAAGCAGCAAGAAGAUGGUCAAUUUCGAAGAUUUCUUGAUGCUCUAAAGCAGCUCCACAUCAACAUACCAUUAGUGGAAGCUUUGGAGCAAAUGCCCAACUAUGUAAAGUAUUUGAAGGACAUUUUGACAAAGAACAGGAGGCUAGGUGAGUUUGAAACAGUGGCUUUGACAGAAGGGUGUAGCGCCAUGUUGAAGAGCAAAAUUCCUCCUAAGUUGAAAGAUCCCAGAAGUUUUACAAUUCCAUGUACCAUUGGCGGAAGAGACGUGGGUAGAGCUUUAUGUGACUUGGGAGCUAGUAUCAAUUUAAUGUCGAUGUCUAUUUUCAAGAAGUUGGGAAUUGGAGAAGCAAGGCCAACCACCGUCACUUUGCAAUUGGCCGAUCGUUCCAUGGCCCAUCCGGAAGGAAAAAUUGAAGAUGUCUUGGUGCAAGUUGAUAAGUUUAUUUUUCCGGCCAAUUUCAUCAUUCUUGAUUAUGUGGCGGAUAGAGAAGUUCCUAUUAUUUUGGGAAGGCCAUUCCUUGCUACCGGAAGGACCUUGAUUGAUGUGCAAAAAGGGGAGCUUACUAUGCGGGUGAAUGAUCAACAAGUGACUUUUAAUGUGUUCAAUGCCAUGAGGUUUCCGGAUGAGAUUGAGGAAUGCUCUCGCAUAAGUGUGAUUGAUUCUAUUGUGGCUGAAAAAUUUCACAAGGAAGCUUCGAAAGAGGAAAAGAUGGUAAGUUCUCUUGAAGAGCUUGAAGCUUUAAGUGAAGAUGAAGAAACCAAAGUUACUUGGGUAGAGUCAAAGCAGCCUUUCACUAAGUUUAGGAGGCCAUUUGAGUCUUUGGAGUUGUCAGAGAACAAUUUCAAGCCUCCUAAACCUUCCAUUCAAGAACCACCCGAGUUGGAGUUGAAGCCGUUGCCUAGUCACUUGAAGUAUGUUUAUUUGGGAGAUGGAGAGACUUGCCGGUAA